GUUGCCAUGUUGGAAGAGCAGCAAAAAACUUUAGUAUGAAGUUUACCAUAAUUCAGUCAGAUCAUGUCAGUUAGAUCAUCUCACCAUCUUGCUAAGUUAGAUCAAUGCAACAUCUUGUAGAUAGAUCGUGUCAUCAUCUUGUAAUAUCAUGUCACCAUCUUGUCAGUUAGAUCAUGUGACCAUCUUGUCUUUUAGAUUAUGUGACCCUGUUUUUUAAUUUUUUUCCCCAAAGUCCACCCUUUAACUUUAAAAAAAAAUAAUAAGAUGUCCAUAUUUCAGCUGGACCAGGUGAGAUUGUAUGAAGAAUCCAUGCAGCAUCUCAAUGUUAGCGUUAAGUUGCUUCAAGAGGAAAACAGGAGACUGAAACAAAGCCAGGAGUCUGACGAGUAUGAGAAACUGGUUCAGUUCAGGCAAGAACUUCACUUGCAUUUUUCAUUUCUAAAAUUUUAACGCUUUGCAUUUUACAUGCCGCUAAACAGCAGUCCCAUAAUCCACAUGAUACCUUUUGGCUUCGAUAUAAUAUAGCACCAGUAAAAAUAUGCGAAUAUUCUCCACUUUGAUGCACACUCUAUUUAAAUGAGUUUACUCCCUUCCUGUGUGGUUAACCUUCAGAUUAGAAGGAAACCAAAGCAGUUGUUUUAAUAUCUAACACUUAUUAUCAUUGGGUGACAUUGUCUGUUUAAAUCAGACCUGGGCUGGCCAUAGACAGAAUGUUAGGUAGAAAAUUGAAUGUGUAAUAACUAACAUGUUUUACCCACAGGACGUCAUUAAAAGAGAACAAAGAUUUAAAAGCAUCCAGUGUAGUGUUGAAAAACUUGUUGCUCACACAGAAAGAGGACUAUGACAAGCAGCAAAAGGUAGUGCUUGGACAUUGUUAUUGUUUUUCCUCCCCUGUUUUAUCUUUUAGUAAAAGGUAGCAUUUGUAAAUUGUCAUGUUGUCUCACCUCUUUAUCUUUAUGUAAGAGGUAAUAUUUGUAAAUUGUUUUUUUUUUCCUUACAUGUUUUAUCUGUAAAAGGGAGUAUUUUUAAAUUUUUCUCUUUUUUCUCACCUAUUUAUCACUACAGCCUCUCUCAAUUUUAAAAAAAAAAUGAAUUUAAAAUCUGGUAUAUACAGUUAAGACAGUUAUAUGGGGAGGACCAUGAUUAGGUUGAAGCAUUAUAUAACGCAGGGUUGGGAAAACCUCUGGUUUUGUUCCUAUUUAUUUCAAGUUUUCCCUAGGGUACCUUGUGUUUUAUAUUGCCCAUAGAAGUUGAAAUGUCUAUGUAUACUAUUACGGUAUCCCAAAUGUUUGACCUGCUUUAAAUAUAUGUAUGCAUUAAUUGUGUUUUCCCCAGAAACUUGAAAGUGUUCAAAAUAAAAAUCUAGAAUAUGAAAAAGAACUGGAGAUUUGUAGAGAAAGACUG
Lymnaea stagnalis (great pond snail) is the source of this 1404-nucleotide messenger RNA. NCBI's taxonomy places the organism in Eukaryota, Metazoa, Mollusca, Gastropoda, Lymnaeidae. The record is from the annotation of a GenBank genome assembly.